AUGAGUUCUUCCUCUUCCUAUCAUUCGACUCCCUUCUCUUCUGCCGAGCCUGCUCUCCUUCUCCCACUCCCACAACCACAACCACAACCACACCGCUCCUCGCCUCACGAUCGUUCUCAACAGCGACCCGCACAGCCCUUGCGCCGAUCUUCUCCCAGGCUCUUCCGCGACUUCUUUGAUGCUAUGUCAGAUGGUGCCUCCCGCAGGCAAAUAACGCUCCCUCAUCCCAGACGCAGUCACCUGAGCCACCGAGACACCUUUCACGACGUCAACCGCGCACUAGAAAACGCAAAUCGCGCCCUCCAAAACGCCCAAGAGGCCUUCCACCAAGCUAGGAGACCGGCGACCGGGAACGAGGCUAGAAGACUGCGGAUAGACAGCGAGACACCCAAUCAGUUAGUGGACUUGACGACACAGCCUAGCACCUCACCACAAACAUCAGACAGUUCACUUUCAGCCGAAAGCCACUACAUCUCCCAAACCACACACCCGCACGAUUCUUCCUCGGCCUCUCGACCAAGAAGACUCAACGCCCUCGACGAGCCCGUCUACGGGCCUCCGCCGACCAGCUCCGACCACCAGUUUCCUAGUCUCUCUGCAAGGUUCAGGUUUUGGCCGACCGGCCCUGGGGUGUUCCUGAACCGCCUGGACCCAAAUUACCCAUUGGUUGACGGCCGGCUGCCGCCAGCCUUCGAACAAGAGGCCAUAAACCGUCAAAGAGAGAACCACCAAAAUUGGGAACGAACUCAAGCCAGAAGCAGACACCGUCGGCGUGUCGAGCAGGAACAAAACCAGAACCAGGAUCCUCCACAAGUCACCAUGUCACCCCCUUCCUCAUCCUCAAGGAGCACCAAUCAAUCUUCUCAGCGGCGGCGUCCGUCCACCGCAAGCGCCGAAGAAGAUGACCCCUCGAUCGAAUCUGUUGAUCUCACCGCCGUCGACGACAAUGAAACGCUUUCCGCCGCUCUAGCAAAGCAGCGUCAAGAUGCCAUCUUGGCUCAAAACUCGGGGACAGAAGCGGGCCGCACACCGCUUACCGCGUAUAAAUGUCCCGUGUGCAUGGAUACACCGACCGAUGCCACGUCUACGGCAUGCGGCCAUGUGUUUUGUCACCGUUGUAUUGUCGAUACUCUCAAGUGGUCUAUUGAAACACGAAGGGAAAAUGUGCCGGCCUCUCGGAAGACCAAAGGCGUCUGUCCUGUGUGCCGUAAAACUCUGGACAUGAAGGAUACCCCAGGACCAGCAAGAGGGUUGAUCCCUCUUGAGUUGAAGUUAAUGGUAAAAAAGCGAAAGCGAGAAGACGACCCGGAUGAGAAAGGCCAGAGGAAAGGAAAAGGGAAGGGGAAGUUGUUGACCGAGGCGGAGACGCUAAGUGAUGACGAGGAGAAUGGGCAUAGCAGAGGGACUGACCCGAGGGUAGCCAAACAAGAAAACGACGCCUCGGACGAGGCAAUCUGGGGGGCAUUUAUUGAUGAACAAGCCUAG
This is a messenger RNA of Cladophialophora bantiana CBS 173.52, 1485 nucleotides long. RefSeq lists its product as uncharacterized. The transcript has a single exon. The coding region runs from base 1 to 1485 and encodes 494 amino acids. Lineage: Eukaryota; Fungi; Ascomycota; Eurotiomycetes; Chaetothyriales; Herpotrichiellaceae. The record is from RefSeq and is a predicted model, not a curated record.